GGCCGAGAACACUGUCGCGUUCAGCCAACGGAAUCGUGCGACGCCCACCACAUCAAAUGCAAUCGAAUCGAUCAUUUCUCGAGAGCAGAACAAAACAAAAUAGCAAAAUAUUUUAAUCCCUUCGCUGAUUGUUUGUCCGGUAUAAUUGCGCUUCGACAACAAAUACGACAGCUUUCACGAUCAGCCGUGUUCACGGAGGGUGCAUCUGCAGUAGCGUGAAAAAGUUUUCGAUUUUUUCAGUGGUCAAGGAUCGGGAACGAGCCAAUUUUAAAAGUUUCUUUCUUAUUCUGGCUUGGAAAUAACGGAGGUGAAAAAAAUUCUCAAUAAUGGAGCUUUUUUCGGGCGCUGUUACCUCAGGAAUUGCUGAACAAUUAAUGUCUGCGUGAAAAAGAAGAAAAAGUUGAAGUUUUUCUAGAAGAAAUGAGCUCAAUUUGGUCAUUCAACGAGGGAGGAAUGUCGUGAGAACGAUAUUGAGCAUUGAGGAAUAAUGAUGGACGAUUGAUUUUCUAAAACAUUGCAAAUCUUUUGAUUUUGAAAGUAUUUGGACAAAACUACGAUUGAAAUUUCGCGGUAAAAGCAGCGCCAUGUUCAUACUUUCUGUUUCGUAAAAAAAUGGCGGAGCAAACGCAGUGCCCUCUGCGCGACUAUUCCCGCUCGCGCACGCAUCGGUCACGCGCAAAGUAUGCUCCCGUGACAGAAUACGCGAAGAAGAAAACAAAGUUUGAAUUCGGACAAGUACAAGCGUGUUCGUGUGUUAAGCGUUGGCGCGUUGAGCCAAUGCCAGAUAAACCGUUUCAGAGUGGCAUGUGCUUUUUUAUUGCUUUUUAAAACUACUUAAAAAGUCUACGAUUGUUUAUUGCACCGAGUUGGUGUCAAGUUUCUAUCGAGACAUUGAGUCGUAGAAGUUUCAAAUACAACGAAAAAGUUGUGGAUCAACGUUUAAUUUUGUUGAUUAACAAUGUCCGAAGUACGUGCUACAUCGACGACGAGACCUGUGGAAGAAGAGGAGGCAGUUGAUGAUGCUACUGAUGGGGCUAAACUCAUCAAAACUUUGGAGGGAAAUGGAAUUAAUGCGACCGAUAUAAAAAAGCUCCAAGAAGCCGGAUACUGGACAGUGGAAGCAGUGGCUUACACGCCGAAGAAACAUUUGCUAGCUAUAAAAGGUAUCAGCGAAGCUAAAGCUGAGAAAAUUUUGCAAGAGGCAAGCAAAUUGGUGGUCAUGGGGUUCAAAUCAGCAACGGAGAUUCAUCAAAUGCGAGCAAAUAUUGUGUUCAUUUCAACGGGCUCAGCAGAAUUGGACCGACUGUUGGGUGGUGGAAUCGAAACUGGUUCUAUAACGGAAUUGUUCGGAGAAUUCAGAACGGGCAAAACACAGCUCUGCCAUACUUUGGCUGUAAAUUGUCAGUUGCCGAUCGAUAUGGGUGGCGCCGAAGGCAAAUGUCUGUACAUUGACACGGAAGGAACUUUCCGGCCAGAACGUUUGAUUGCUGUUGCAGAAAGAUACAAGAUUCCUGGUGACUCUGUCUUGGACAACGUAGCUUGCGCACGGGCUUACAAUACCGAUCAUCAGACUCAGCUCAUUAUUCAAGCAAGUGCGAUGAUGACCGAGUCUCGUUAUGCUUUGCUGAUCGUUGACAGCGCUACCGGGCUCUACAGAACUGACUACAACGGCAGAGGAGAAUUGAAUUCUAGACAGAUUCAUAUGGCAAGAUUUCUAAGACUUCUGCUGAGACUGGCAGACGAACACGGUGUUGCUGUUGUCAUCACGAAUCAAGUUGUCGCCAACGUCGAUGGCGUAGCGAGUAUGUUUGGAGGAGAUCAGAAAAAACCAAUUGGUGGAAACAUCAUUGCGCAUUCAAGCACAACGAGAUUAUCAUUACGGAAGGGACGUGGGGAAACGAGAAUAUGCAAAAUUUACGAUUCUCCCUGUUUGCCAGAGAGCGAGGCAAUGUUUGCCAUUAAUCGGGAUGGAAUCGGCGACGUGAAAGAGUAAACGUUUUCGCCUCGGAUACAAUAACUGAUUAAAAACUCGUUGCCUUAUAACAUAUAUCUAUUUUAUUUAUUAAUCCUAUCUCAGAGUUUAACUGAAUUUUUUGUAUUUUUGUAAUUUAAAUUAAUUAUUCAUAAUUCUAGGACUUCGAACAAUUCACUGUUACUGUAAUAUCGAUAACAUAAUAAUUAUAGCGAGUAAUUAAUUAUAUUAUAUUAUAUUAUAGCGAAUAAUUAUAUCGAGAAAAAAGACCAUUUUUUUUUAA
Venturia canescens is the source of this 2255-nucleotide messenger RNA. It is a transcript of the gene spn-A, whose product is annotated as RAD51 recombinase homolog spn-A. The transcript is spliced from 3 exons. Gene Ontology annotation, cellular component: condensed nuclear chromosome. Bases 959 to 1993 code for a protein of 344 amino acids. Gene Ontology annotation, molecular function: ATP-dependent DNA damage sensor activity; ATP binding; double-stranded DNA binding. Lineage: Eukaryota; Metazoa; Arthropoda; Insecta; Hymenoptera; Ichneumonidae. The record is from RefSeq and is a predicted model, not a curated record. Gene Ontology annotation, biological process: DNA recombinase assembly; mitotic recombination; reciprocal meiotic recombination.